GUCAACCCCAAAGACCUGGACCCAAAGUACGCCUACAUCCAGGUGACGUACGUCACGCCCUUCUUCGAAGAGAAGGAAGCCGACGACCGGAAGACCGACUUCGAGAUGCAUCACAACAUCAACCGCUUCGUGUUCGAGACGCCUUUCACGCUCUCGGGGAAGAAGCACGGCGGCGUGGAGGAGCAGUGCAAGAGGCGCACGAUCCUCACGACCAGUCACUUGUUUCCCUACGUGAAGAAGCGCAUCCAGGUCAUCAGCCAAACCAGCACGGAGCUGAACCCCAUCGAAGUAGCGAUUGAUGAGAUGUCCAAAAAAGUCUCCGAGCUCAAUCAGCUUUGCACCAUGGAAGAAGUGGACAUGAUCCGGCUGCAGCUCAAACUCCAGGGAAGCGUCAGUGUCAAGGUAAAUGCUGGACCCAUGGCCUAUGCUCGAGCUUUUCUUGAAGAGACAAAUGCUAAGAGAUACCCUGAUAACCAAGUUAAGCUUCUGAAGGAAAUCUUCAGGCAAUUCGCAGAAGCGUGUGGACACGCUCUUGACGUCAACGAACGCCUUAUUAAGGAGGACCAGUUUGAGUAUCAGGGCGAGAUGAAGUCCCAUUACAAGGACAUGCUCAGCGAGCUCUCUGCAGUUAUGAACGAACAG
Apaloderma vittatum (bar-tailed trogon) is the source of this 642-nucleotide messenger RNA. Its product is annotated as dedicator of cytokinesis protein 10-like. Gene Ontology annotation, molecular function: guanyl-nucleotide exchange factor activity. Gene Ontology annotation, biological process: small GTPase-mediated signal transduction; dendritic spine morphogenesis; regulation of cell migration. The transcript has 4 exons. The annotation marks the transcript as partial. Lineage: Eukaryota; Metazoa; Chordata; Aves; Trogoniformes; Trogonidae. The record is from RefSeq and is a predicted model, not a curated record.